UCUAUUAUUAAUACUGAACUCCGCUACUUGAAAGAAUAAAACAUUGCUAAUCUUCUGCGUAAUUAUUUUCCAAAUCGCUCAUAUGGCCUGUGUUUAUACUGAUUUACAUUGUAGAGUUCAUUUUCAUAACUAUAAAUCUAUAUUAUCUGACUUGACUACUAUUUAUUGACGGCUGUCGAUACUUGCCAUCUAGUUUGACUCUUAAAAAACGGCUAACUGUACAGUUACUCCGAUUGCUACAUAUAUCGUAACAGUAUGGUGAUUGUUUAUUGACCUGUUGUGCUGUAACUAGUGGAUAAAAGACAUAAACGAUGCCGCGACGUAAAAAUCGAAAACAUUCAGCAAUUGGCGAAGAUACAAGAAUUGCUGUAAACCUAACAAUAAAACGGUUAAUGGAAGAUCCUGAUCAGAGAGAAUUAGAGUAUCCGUCAUCUUACAGUGCAGAAGAGCGAGCAUACAUUCAUGAGCUUGCUAGAGAACUUGGAUUGAAGUCUAAAAGUCGUGGAAAAGGAGCAAACAGGUUCUUGACCGUAUAUAAACGAGAAGGAUCUACUAUAAUUCAAGCUGAUGCUGCAAUUAAAUUGCAAAGGCCUUCGAGACAGGGUAUUUAUAAUUUGAUACAAAAGUUUCCUUUAAGCAACAAAGAGCGGCAAGAUCUGCUUCCUCCAACAGAAAGGGAAAGAGUCGUAAAUACUAAUGUUAAUACAAAUACUACAACAAUGGGAAGGCUGAAUAAUUGUAUACCCCAAGUACCGCACCUGAAAACUAAUCAUGAGAUUUUGCCAUUUCGCAAGUCUCUACCUGUAUACAGUUCACGUAAGGAAAUUUUACACGCAUUGUGUUCUAGUCAAGUUGUGAUACUGGCAGGAGAAACUGGUAGCGGCAAAACGACUCAAGUACCUCAGUAUAUAUUAGAGCAUUAUCAACAAAAAAACCAAACUUGUAGAAUAAUUUGUACUCAACCCAGAAGGUUAUCAGCAGUAUCGGUGGCUGAAAGAGUAGCAUUUGAGAGAGAUGAAAAAAUAGGGCAUACCUUUGGCUACCAAGUUAGGCUUGAAAGUAGAGUAUCUCCAAAGACACUAUUGACAUAUUGUACAAAUGGUGUUCUUCUUAGAACAUUAAUGGGAGAUGAUUCAUCCUUGGCUAUGAUAACCCAUAUAAUCGUAGAUGAAGUUCACGAGCGUGAUAGAUUCUGUGAUUUUCUCUUAAUAACACUAAAAGACGCUCUGGUCAAAUUUCAAUCACUAAAAGUUAUUCUCAUGAGUGCAACAAUGGACAUAGAUAUAUUUGCGAAAUAUUUCAACGACUGCGCCGUUAUCAAUGUUCUCGGCAAAACUUAUGACGUCGAAUGCUAUUUCCUUGAGGAUGUAUUGAAAAUAACAGGUUACAUGAGCAAGGAUAUGCAAGCAAAAAAGAAAGAACUGACAAACAAGAAGGAUCAGCGUAAAGUCUUGGAGUCUUGGACACAGUACAAGCCCCAAAAUGCAAAGGUCAAUCCUGGUGCUGAACGAUGUCUACUUCCGGCGCCCAUUCUUGGUCAGCAAAAUGAGCCCGUUGCGGAGAAAGUAGAACUUGAGCCAUGGUUAAUAGAGGAAAUGGACAAAUCCAUAUCCGACGCUUGGCUCUGCGGUGGGGAAGAUAAUUUCGCCCAACUGCUACAUUUUAUUUUAUCGGAGAACAUUUCUGUCGAUUAUCAGCACUCAAAGACUUCCGUAACACCAUUAAUGGUAGCAGCCGGUAGAGGCUGCAUAAAUACCACUGAACAACUUCUCAAUCUAGGCGCUAAUUUAAAUAUACGUGCCGGAAAUGAAUGGACUGCACUAGAUUGGGCAAAAAACAUGAAUCAGCCAGAAUGCGCUGACUUAAUUGAAGCAUACAUGAAGACCUAUGACUGCACAGUGCAGGACCAUGAAAUAACUAAUUCUAAUAGUGCAUCUCUCUCCGAAGAUGAUAAAUUAUUGUUAGACGUAUAUCAUCAUACGUUCAAUGAUGAGAACAUAGACUAUGAUCUCUUGCUCAGUUUAAUUCUGCACAUUCAUUUAAAGAUGCCAAUGGGAUCCAUCUUAGUGUUUUUACCGGGCUACGACGAUAUUGUUAACAUGAGAGAGAAGAUCAAUGGCGAGGAGAGAAAGCUGAAUGAAAGAUUUCGGUACAGCCUUUUCAUGUUGCACUCAAACAUGCAGACUUGCGAUCAGAAAAGAAUAUUUCGGCCAAUGCCGCAAGGAGUUAGAAAGAUUAUAUUAUCCACAAACAUAGCAGAGACGAGUAUUACAGUAGAUGACGUGGUGUACGUUAUCGAUUCAGGAAAGGUAAAGGAAAAGUCAUUCGAUGCUUUAUCUAACGUAUGCAUGCUACGUUCCAAUUGGAUAUCGCAAGCAUGUGCUAAGCAAAGAAAAGGCAGGGCUGGUAGAUGUCAAAAGGGAAUUUGCUAUCGUUUAUUUUCUUCAAUACGGUACAACAGCAUGCAGGCUUAUCAGACUCCUGAGAUCUUGCGAUUGCCCUUGCAAGAAUUAUGCUUGCAUACUAAACACUUGGCACCAGGGAACACAACGAUCGCUGAAUACCUUGAAAGAGCGUUAGAACCACCAUCUAACGUGGUCACGAGAAAUGCUGUGCAGCUAUUAAAAACUAUCGAUGCUCUUGAUCCAUGGGAGGAUCUUACAGAAUUGGGAACUCAUCUCUCAGAUUUACCAGUGGAGCCACGACUUGGGAAGAUGCUGUUAUACGCUGUGACAUUGAAAUGUCUUGAUCCCAUUUUGACUAUAGUAUGUUGCUUGGCCUACAAAGAUCCAUUCGUUCUACCUGGUCAACCAUCUCAGAAACGUGCUGCCAAUGUAUCGCGCAAGAAAUUCGCUGCUGGAAGCUAUUCAGAUCACAUGGCGUUAUUGCGAGCUUUUCAAAGUUGGCAAAAUGCUAGGUCGAGUGGGUGGGAACGUAUAUUUUGUGAAAAAAACUUUAUCUCAUCCGCCGUCAUGGAAAUGGUGGUGGGAAUGCGCACGCAGCUUCUAGGUCAGUUACGUGCUUCCGGGUUUGUGAGAGCACGUGGAUCCGGCGACAUACGUGAUCUGAAUUCGAAUUCUGAAAGCUGGCCAGUAGUCAAAGCUGCAUUGACAGCUGGACUUUAUCCAAACUUGAUACGUGUCGACAGAGAACACUCUCAUCUGAGAACACAAAAGGAGGUCAAGGUAUUCUUUCAUCCCUCUUCAACGUUACGUGAUUUUGCAAAAUCGCCACGUAUGACGUCAGCCCAGUCACACUCUACUAAUGUAGACACCUUACCCAGCGAUUGGUUAUUGUACGAGGAAAUGAGUCGCUCCGGCAGAUUCUGUCAUGUAAAGACAGUCAGUUUGGUCAAUCCCAUCACUGUGGCGAUUUUCAGCGGUCCAGCAAGAUUACCAAUGGAUGUGCUUUACGAAGCUGAAUACGUUCCUGAAAGUGAAUCUGACUCCGAAGUGGACGAGAGUCACGACGGGACUACAAUAUUAAAAUUAGACGACUGGGUAGUGUUCAAAAUGGAUCCUGAAGGUGCACAACUGCUUUUACAUCUCAGACAAAAGUGGAAUGCUCUCUUUUUGCGACGUAUGAAGAGUCCCAGUAAGCCAAUGUCUCAGUUGGAUGAGCAAGUGGUCAGGACUCUCGUUGCUGUCUUAACUAACGAGGAACGCAGCUGUGGAUUACAGCAACCUUCUGGCAUUGGGCAAAGACCCCGACCUUUACUUGUAGAUUAUUAUCCAGCGAACGCAAAGCGUUCUGAUGACUUUGAUGAUGUACAUUAAAUUACUAACAUGCACUUUAUCCAUUUCAGUAAUGGCCACCGUGCUGUAUUUUCCAAGGUUGCUAGUACGAAGUUUUUAAUUUAUUUUUUCGCAGCUAGAAUGGAUUCUUUCUUGUUCUUCCAAUUAUUUAAUUCAUAUCAUAUAGAAAGUAACGUGGUACACUUGUGUUAUAAUGGCAGCUCCCGUAGCGUUUUCGUUGCGUAUUACGGAAACAUGUGAUAUACUUUAAGAAUGACUAAGUAUACUUGUGUAAAUAUUAGUCAUACGCGUAUAGCCAACAUCAUAUAAUAUUAGACAUAAUACUGUUGAUACGAUAUUGUCCCAUCGUUAUGCUCAUUUUAUCUGAUUUAUUUUUUACUACGGUAUCGCGCAUGGAUCUAUAUUUACUACUGGUUUUCUUGCACGCGGUUAACAAAUCUGGAAUGAAAGAUGAACAAAUGUAGUACAUUAAAUGUAUUAUCUUGCUGUAAGAAA
This is a messenger RNA of Cephus cinctus (wheat stem sawfly), 4250 nucleotides long. Its product is annotated as probable ATP-dependent RNA helicase YTHDC2. NCBI's taxonomy places the organism in Eukaryota, Metazoa, Arthropoda, Insecta, Hymenoptera, Cephidae. Gene Ontology annotation, molecular function: RNA binding; protein binding; ATP binding. The record is from RefSeq and is a predicted model, not a curated record. Gene Ontology annotation, cellular component: intracellular anatomical structure. The transcript is spliced from 7 exons. The coding region runs from base 312 to 3776 and encodes 1154 amino acids.